GAAACCAAUGGUGAUGUUAUAUCAAAACGUCAAUUGGCACAACAUGCACGAAGGGAACGGGAGAGAUUGGAAUGCCCACCCAUUCAACCUAGAAAUAAUAUAGGCGUUGCGAUCCACAAUGAUUGUGACGUUAAUCGCCUUGGCAUAGUUGAG
Messenger RNA from Ilex paraguariensis (yerba mate), 153 nucleotides. The record is from the annotation of a GenBank genome assembly. Lineage: Eukaryota; Viridiplantae; Streptophyta; Magnoliopsida; Aquifoliales; Aquifoliaceae.